UCUGAAAAACCAAAAAUGGAGGAGAGGGGAGAAAAGGAGAACAAGAAAAGAUUAGGCAACUAAUCAUGUGAUCAUAAUGCGAAAAAGGGAAAAGGCAAAACAACAAAAGAAACAAAAAAGAAUAGAAAGUCACAUCAUUAGACUACUACUGCCAUUCAUUGAAUGGCAACCUUUUCAGUUUUCAGACAAGUAUAAAAUCAAGAAAAACAAGCUUUCUCUUUCCCUGGAAUUGCUAAAAAAAGGCUUGCUGUGUUUUAUGGCUACUUUGCUUUCUUGAAUAUCUGUCAAAAAAAUAUCCAGGAGCUUAAAAUAGUAUGCUGCACAUGGAUUCUUGAACAAAGCAAUUUUUGGCAAAUCAUCAGACCAGAACUGCUGUCUUAGUUGGGAGGGAAGGUUAAAACAACAGCCUUUGAGAUUCUUUGCUUAUCCUCCCCCUUUUUUUUGAGAGGAUAGCUUCCUUGCUUGUGGAUUGAGUUUCAGAUUUCUUGAGCAGAAGCGAUUCCUCGUAGCUUCUUUCAGGAGCAACAACUGAAAGUAAAAGGACCAUGAAACUGGAGCUAAGGAUCAUACACACUCAUUACUUUACACAGCAAACCCAAGUACCAACUAGACCACUUCUGGAAGUUGCCUUUUAUUAUCACAGAAGCCAAACCAAAAACAUCCUAGAAUAUCUCAACCCCACUAGCAGCCAGUUGCUAUUCUUACAUUUCAAUAAAAUCAGAGCCCACUGCAUACCAUUUAAAGAAGCUGUUUACAAUGGGAGAAAACCCAUUGCAGAUAAUGAUGCUAUUGUGAAAGUAAGAAAAGAGAGCAAAAUUCACCACAGGUCCCCAUAGAAACAAACCUGCUUUUUUAUUAUUGCCUGUUGUAUGACCACGAAAAAAUAUCCAACACUUCCUCUGUUUCAAAAAAGCACUAAACCGUCACCAAGAAAAACAUCUGCAAGUCCCUAAAUUUUCCAACUAUGAUCCGCAUCAAACAACGAGGUGGUAUCAGUCACGACAAUGACUACAAGCUGAAAGAUGCUAACCCCCAGCUGGGGGAGCGGGGGCCCACUGGAGGAGGCUAUGGUGGAAGAGUAUGGAUGAAUAGUGGAGAGAAAUUCAGUAGCACAUACGAUCUUGUUGAGCAAACUCACUACCUUUAUGUUCGAGUGGUGAAAGCCAAAGAUCUUCCCCACAAUGGUGUAACUGGAAGCUGUGAUCCUUAUGUGGAAGUCAAGCUAGGGAACUACAAAGGAAGGACUAAGCAUUUUGAGAACAAAAGGAGUCCAGAGUGGAAUCAGGUUUUCGCUUUCUCUAAGGAUCGCAUCCAAGCAUCUAAUCUGGAAGUAUUUUUAAAGGAGAGAGAGAUGGUGGGGAGGGAUGAUUACAUAGGACGAGUGGUGUUUGACUUGAGUGAGGUUCCAAGCAGGGUCCCACCUGAUAGCCCAUUGGCACCUCAGUGGUACAGACUGGAGGAUCGACGAGGACAGGGGAAGGUGAUGGGAGAAAUAAUGCUGGCUGUUUGGAUGGGCACACAGGCUGAUGAAGCCUUUUCAGAAGCAUGGCAUACGGAAACAGCCUUUGUUCAGGGAGAGGGCUUAUUUAGCAUUCGAUCGAAAGUUUACAUGACCCCGAAAUUAUGGUACCUGAGAGUGAAUGUGAUUGAAGCUCAGGAUUUGAUUCCAAACGACAGGAGCAGAGCUCCAGAAGUUCUUGUGAAAGUACAAGUUGGGAACCAAGUCUUGAGGACUAAGAUAAGUCCACCUAACACCAUGAAUCCACUUUGGAAUGAGGAUCUGAUUUUUGUAGUUGCUGAACCCUUUGAGGAGCAGCUAGUCCUUACUGUUGAGGAUCGUGUUCACCCAUCAAAAGAUGAUGUGCUAGGCAAAAUUAUGCUACCAGUCAACAUCUUUGAGAAGCGGUUAGACCACAGGCCAGUUGUUUCUCGCUGGUUCAACCUGGAGAGAUUUGGUUUUGGAGUUUUGGAAGGUGAUAGGAGGAUGGAGCAGAAAUUCUCCAGUAGGGUGCACCUUAGAGUCUGCCUUGAGGGUGGAUACCAUGUAUUGGAUGAAUCAACAAUGUAUGUCAGUGAUACACGCCCAACAGCACGUCAACUUUGGAAGCCGCCAGUUGGGAUUCUGGAGGUGGGUAUUUUAGGUGCUCAAGGUCUUCUUCCCAUGAAGACAAAGGACGGCAGAGGCACCACAGACGCAUACUGUGUGGCAAAAUAUGGUCAGAAAUGGGUUCGGAGCAGAACAAUUCUGGAUUCCUUUGCUCCUAAAUGGAAUGAGCAAUACACAUGGGAAGUUUACGACCCAUGUACAGUAAUUACAUUGGGAGUGUUCGACAAUUGCCACUUGGGGGGAUCUGAAAAGCAGAGUGCUGCUGUCAGUUCAGCCAGAGAUUCACGAAUCGGAAAGGUAAGAAUUCGACUAGCCACACUUGAGUCUCAUCGGGUGUAUGCCAAUUCCUACCCUCUCCUUGUUCUGCAUCCAGGUGGGGUGAAGAAGAUGGGAGAACUCCAGCUGGCAGUUAGAUUCACCAGCCUCUCCCUAGCUAACAUGAUUUACAUAUAUGGCCAUCCCUUGCUCCCUAAAAUGCAUUACAUCCACCCUUUCACAGUAAACCAAAUAGACAGUCUUAGAUUCCAAGCCAUGAACUUAGUAGCAGCACGACUAGGCAGAGCUGAACCACCAUUGAGGAAGGAGGUGGUGGAAUACAUGUUAGAUGUGGAUUCCCACCUGUGGAGUAUGCGAAGAAGCAAAGCUAAUUUCUUCAGAAUCAUGUCAAUUCUGUCAGGCACAAUAUCAAUAAGCCGAUGGUUCGGUGAUGUUUGCCAUUGGAAAAAUCCUAUUACUUCAGUCUUAGUUCACAUUCUCUUUUUGAUAUUGAUAUGGUACCCAGAGUUGAUACUACCAACUAUGUGCCUCUACAUGUUCUUCAUAGGCCUAUGGAACUAUAGGUUUCGCCCACGCAACCCACCCCAUAUGAAUAUCAAACUUUCAUGGGCGGAGGCAGUACAUCCAGAUGAACUUGAUGAAGAAUUUGACACAUUUCCUACUUCAAGGCCACAUGAAAUUGUGAGGAUGAGAUAUGAUCGGCUUCGAAGUGUGGCUGGAAGGAUUCAAACAGUGGUGGGUGACAUAGCAACUCAAGGGGAGAGAUUCCAGUCCCUGCUUAGCUGGCGGGACCCAAGAGCGACAAGCUUAUUUGUAAUGUUCUGCCUUUCUGCAGCAGUGCUUCUGUACGUGACUCCAUUCAGAGUGGUUGCUCUAGUAGCAGGGUUGUACACUUUGAGGCACCCAAAGUUCAGAAGCAAGUUGCCCUCUGUUCCUAGCAACUUUUUCAAGAGAUUGCCUUCUCGAGCUGACGGCUUGCUUUAAUUAAUAGAUUGGAGUCUAAUGGUUGACUUGUCUUCAAAAUCGAUAUGUAUUUAAUUUUCUGUUUACUCCAAUUAGGCUCUUACCAGAGUUUCAUAUGGUUUUCGUAAUAUAAGUAUGAUUUCACUUUUC
Molecule: messenger RNA, 3496 nt
Organism: Beta vulgaris subsp. vulgaris (sugar beet)
Lineage: Eukaryota; Viridiplantae; Streptophyta; Magnoliopsida; Caryophyllales; Amaranthaceae
Product: FT-interacting protein 1-like
Exons: 1
Coding region: 965-3367 (800 amino acids)
Source: RefSeq, a predicted model, not a curated record